AUGGGUGACACGCCAGCGCCUGUGCAAGCCACACCAAUUCACGUCGCGUUCAACAUACCAUCGGCUGAGCGUGGUCCCGAUGCUGCGACCAAUCAUCCAACCAAAUCAAGCACGUCGCCAACAGAAGGCGCUGGUCGCAGUCACGCUGGAGACGUCGACACAGGCUUCCUCCAGAUCUACGGACCUGAGAACCAGCUCGAAGCAGAGCAGCAGGAACUUGUCGCGAAUCUUGAGCUUCGCAAUCCGGCAUCAGACCCUCGACAACAGGAGCUGCAACAAAGCUUCUCAGAAACAUACUUUGAGUAUUGCUACCCAUGGUGCCCUGUCCUCGAUCCCGACACGCUCGACUCUGAACUUGGGCGAUCGCCUAUGCUUGCGAAUGCACUUGCGCUUGCUGCGAGUCACAUUCAACCGCCUUUGAUACCCCACCAAGGUCCAGCUGCGUAUUACGAGAAAGCGCGCAUGAUGUUUUAUAUGGAUGAGGAGCCGGAUAUACUCACGUCUCUCAAGGCUGUGUCUCUGUUCUACUGGUGGGCACCUCGCUCGCCAUCGACAGCACAUCGGCAUGCAAGCUGGUGGUGGACUUCAGUCAUAAUUAGGCAUGCGCAGCAGAUGAACAUUCACCGCGAGCCGAAGCAAGAGAGCGUGGCCUCAAGCGCACUUCAUCUGAGUUUGCGACGGCGGUUAUGGUGGACUGUCUUUGCACGAGAGCGAUUGACGUCUCUUUGUCAAAGCAAGCCCUGCAUCAUCAACCCCGAAGACAUGACGAUCCAAGAAGUGCAACAAUCGGAUUUCCCAAGCGAUCCCGCGUCACAGAAGAAAGGUCGAAUAUUUAAAUACUGGGUUCGUCUUGCCGGUAUAAUGGGCAAGGUUUCCAAAGCACUAUCCAAGUCAGUGGACUCGUCUCCGGAAACGGCCACAUUCCCUACGGAGCUUAGACAGGAGCUCGUCGGAUGGGUUCAGUCGCUACCUCCGGAUCUUCAACUACCGAUCGGCUCCAGUCGAACAGAAGGUUUUGACAGAGAUGUCCAUCAAUUGCAUCUCCCGUACCUGACAACGAUCAUUGUGAUGCAUUUACAGAGAACGACACCAGACUUGCCUCAAGCUCUACCGCCUGCGAUAUUAGCUGCUUCAUGCAUCGCAAGAAUUCUCAGAGAUAUUCUGUCGCGUGGAAAUGCCCGAUUUCUCAUGGCGAUUACCUGCUGGUACAGCGGUACAGCCUUCAUCGCGUUAUUACAAGCAAGUCGGAUCAAGCAGUUCUCUCAAGAAGCAGAAGAGGGAUUAGACAUUCUGGACCAAGCAGUAGGCCAACUCCAGCAAAUGUGGGCUUCUGCAAAUGUUAUCAGACAAGGCUUCGAACGACUGCGCGCGCUGCCUAGGUCUAUGAUGCACGCUGGUAAAGGCAGAGCGGCAGGGUCUAAUGGCUCUGGGGACGCACCGUCGAAUAACUUUGACUGGAAGCUUCUGUUUCCGUUUGUGACCAGAUCUACGAGUCGAAUUGCGGACUGUUUGCUGGCUGAUGAUGAGUUUGGGACUACGGCGACUGCGUUGCCCUCGCCGGAGAACGCAGUGUUUCAUGAGGACCUGCUCAAUCGUUAUCAUGACUUGCUUGAGCCGUUUGUUGAUUACAAUUUUGACUUCUCAAAUAUUAAUCUUGAUAUCCUAUAG
This is a messenger RNA of Fusarium musae, 1668 nucleotides long. RefSeq lists its product as uncharacterized. Gene Ontology annotation, biological process: DNA-templated transcription. Gene Ontology annotation, molecular function: DNA binding; zinc ion binding. The transcript has 2 exons. The record is from RefSeq and is a predicted model, not a curated record. Lineage: Eukaryota; Fungi; Ascomycota; Sordariomycetes; Hypocreales; Nectriaceae. The coding region runs from base 1 to 1668 and encodes 555 amino acids.